Messenger RNA from Ilex paraguariensis (yerba mate), 360 nucleotides. The record is from the annotation of a GenBank genome assembly. NCBI's taxonomy places the organism in Eukaryota, Viridiplantae, Streptophyta, Magnoliopsida, Aquifoliales, Aquifoliaceae.
AUGGGGAACUCCGACGAGCUCAUGAUCUUGUCACCUCUAGUAAGAAGGAAGGAUGUUGAGACGAGGGCGUGGCUUAUUGUUCAAGAGAUUGGAAAGUCACACAUUGAAGAGGUUGGGAAGCAGUCAAUUAUGCGCAGGACAGGAAUUCCAGCACGGGAUCUUAGAGUUCUCGAUCCUAAGCUUUCGUACCCAUCCACGAUACUUGGAAGAGAGCGCGCCAUUGUUCUGAAUUUGGAAAAUCUUAAAGCUAUCGUCACAGCAACUGAGAUGCUCAUUCUGAAUCCAAAUGAUCCUGGUGUUGCGCCAUUUGUCAGUGACCUUGAGCACAAACUCUCUAGUUCUGAUGGCUCCCAACCUAUU